AUGGAGUCCAAGGCGAGCAAACAGGCCAACGGACAGCCGUCAGCAGCCAGUUUCUCCGCCACGCUCCCCGCCAUGCAGCUGCAGAUGGCGCAUCCGGCGGUAGUCGCGGUUGCUGCCAUGGAGGACGAAAAAAAACGCAAGAAGUCUGUACCAAAGAUUCAACACCCAGAGGAGACCGCGGAAGGCGAAGCCGAGCCCAAAAGCGGUGGUUUCAUGGGGAUGCUAAGAAGGGGCAGUAGUUUUCUUGUAAGUUUGACACGUCUCUUCAGUCUCUCUCCCUGUCCCUCCCAAGACGUGGUCGAUGUCAACUGA
Messenger RNA from Dibothriocephalus latus, 312 nucleotides. The record is from the annotation of a GenBank genome assembly. NCBI's taxonomy places the organism in Eukaryota, Metazoa, Platyhelminthes, Cestoda, Diphyllobothriidea, Diphyllobothriidae.